Messenger RNA from Lodderomyces beijingensis, 670 nucleotides. NCBI's taxonomy places the organism in Eukaryota, Fungi, Ascomycota, Pichiomycetes, Serinales, Debaryomycetaceae. The record is from the annotation of a GenBank genome assembly.
AUGGCUGAGAUACUAAAGUAUGUAGGGAAAGAUAAGAGUUCAAGAACGGUAAUUUUUUUAUAUACUGACUUUCAACUUCAGGCCCAAGAAAACCAAUCCUAGAGGGAUCCCCGAGGCACCUUUCAUUGAAAAAGUUCUGGAUGUGAUCAAGGACCCCGAGAAUGGGUUUCAGUCGAUAAUGUCUCAGUUCCAGCAGAGGCUACAACAAUACAAGUACAUGGAGUUGUCGAAACAGCAGCAGCUUGCGGACUUGAGCUCAAAGAUACCUGAUAUUGAGAAAAAUUUGGAGGUAAUCAGUCAAUUGAUGGCGUCUCGCGCAAAGAAACAAGAAGAUGACGAUGACGAUGACGACGAUGACGACGAUGACGAGAAAAAGAAAGAACUCACAUUCAAUUACGAACUCAAUGAUACGUUAUACAAUAAAGCUACAAUUAGUGUGGAUAAGCUUGACUCUGUCUAUUUGUGGUUGGGGGCCGAAGUCAUGUUGGAGUAUCCGCUCGAUGAAGCAGUGCUGCUUUUAAACGAUAGACUUGCCAAAAACAAAGAGCAAAAAACCAUUGUUGAAGAAGACCUCGAUUUUUUGAAAGAGAAUAUAACCACGAUGGAGGUCAACACGGCGAGAUUGUACAACUGGGACGUGGAAAGGAGGAAGAAAGCCAAAUCCUCUUAG